Messenger RNA from Morchella sextelata, 5874 nucleotides. RefSeq lists its product as uncharacterized. NCBI's taxonomy places the organism in Eukaryota, Fungi, Ascomycota, Pezizomycetes, Pezizales, Morchellaceae. Gene Ontology annotation, biological process: DNA integration. Gene Ontology annotation, molecular function: nucleic acid binding. The transcript has 3 exons. Bases 1 to 5874 code for a protein of 1957 amino acids. The record is from RefSeq and is a predicted model, not a curated record.
AUGAGCGGAAAAGGAAAGGCCCGGCCUAGGGCAGAUUCUGGGACAAAUGAAAAUCCUUCCAGAAUCCCUAUCUUCGGUAGUCCAGUAGAGGUAUACCCAACCGAGAGAAAGGGCAAUCCGGAGAAGGAUGGCGAGGAAACACGAGAGGAUCGAUCCACAGCAAUCACUGCAGACAUUGGCAACCUCACCCUGUCGGAGACGGACAGGAGGUCUAACGAAAAUCCACUGAGAAAUGUAGAAGCUCAGAUUGGUAACAUGAACGAACAGGAAUUGGAUAUCCUCCUGAACAGUCUUAUGAAGAGACUCGGGAGAAGGAACGAGUCACCAGCCAUCCCACCCACAGAGAGACUCCCGCCAUCCUUUUUGAAUGCUGGAGGUAUCGAUCGACAAUACUCCAGCGGGUUCCCGCUUCAAUCUCCUACAGUUCGUAACGAGUCCUAUACUUCCUAUAGUAGACCAGAAAGGGCUCUCGCCCCGGCCUCUAUAGACUCCAGACGAUUCUGGAAAACUAGCGAAGUUGGGUACUUUUGGCCAGAUAUGCCAAAAUCCAGCGGGACAGGUAGAUAUAUCGACUUUGGGGAGAAAGGACGGGCGUUUCGGGAUGUCAAUGCAUUUGUUUCCAGGUUUGUGGAUCAGAUACCACACUUGGGUAAGGAAUGUGUUAGGAACAACGACAUCCUAUUAGAGAACUUCAAGCUUUCCGGGGCAGAGGCUAUGAAGAAGAUCAUCUCACCAAGCACCACCUACACCACCCACAACUUGCGUAAAGGGGAAUCCAUCUCUUCCUGGUUUAUGGAUAUGAUGUCCCUCGCAACGGAUGCGGGCCUCGGUGCCGACCAACAGAAAAUCAACUUCGCAUGGCAUAAGCUUGACAAUGAGAUCAGAAGAGCCCUCAGAGCCCCUCAGACAAUGGAUACAGUCCAGGGAUUUCUCCAGGAACUACGCCGCUGUGAGGAAGGUCUGCGCGAGAGUUUUGCAGAACAGGAACGCAGAGUUAUGCAGGUGGCACAGUUUGCAGUAAGGCAAGGUUAUCCAGCUAGACCCUUACCGACGACCAUUCAGACCCAGUCACAGAGGGAUCGUAUGCAAGUUUGGUGGCAAAAGCCAUUUGGGGUAGAAAACCCUCAGCGUGAGACACCUACUGGUGACAACCAGGGCCGUUUCCCAGGGGCCAACUACACCCCAGGGGUCCCAAAAAGACCUUGUAGAUGGUGUAAAGGGCAGCACUACGAUUCAAUGUGCACUCAGCGGGACCAGCAUACUGCACGGCCGCGAGGUCAUCCUGGAAAUGAUGCACAAGCUUUCUUUACCAUGGAUAAAAUGGGAGAUAGCGAAUACGACCAAGAUCAUCAGGACGCUAUGGAUGGUUUCUUCUCGGUCACACAAGGUUCACUUGACGAUUAUGAAAACUUCUGUGAAGAAAUGGCAAGGAAGGAUGACUGGGUCGACUGUGGACACCUCCAGGAAGAUACCAAAAGCACCGAUUCCACUACCAUAGCAUUGAGAGAAGCACGACAAGAUAAGGCCAAAGAGUUAGUAUUCACCAUUCAUCACGGAAAUACGUACGACCAGGAGCCAUUCUAUUGUGGAACUUGCGGACACACCGAGAAAACCAGGAACCGUCUUUUCACGCAUCUACGACAAAAAGGUCACUUGCGAGCGAGCUUCAUCGGACAAAAGGCCCUAUGUGACACAAGAACGGCACACCUGGUAAUACCAAGGAUUGUCCAGGCAAACGCGCCCAAAAUCCCAGGGAAUGGCUAUGCGUUCAGAGAUUAUAACUUCCUCGAAAUCGCAGUUCGCAUAGCACCGGGCACGGAAGACCUUUGGGUCUGCCUGGAUAUGGGCUGCGGAGUCAGCCUUAUUGACUCAAGCUGGAUAAGAGAGAUAUUACCUGAAGCCGCAAUUUUGAACCGUCCUAGUGCAGUCAAUGUAAGGGGUCUCGGAGAAGCGGUUCAUUCCUCGAGCCAAUACAUGGUCCUACAAUUGUCACUUCCCGGAAAGGAUGAUAAGGAAGAAGAGGUGGUGGCCCAGAUUAGCAGAGAAUUCCACCUAGUCCCAAACCUUGGGUGCAAGAUUCUGAUAGGCACAGACGUAAUUGUGCCUGAGAAGUUUUUAAUCGAUGCAGCAAACAAAGUGGUUAUCAUUGGGGAAUGCGAAUCUGUUCGAGCACCUUUAAGAGUCACACCGCGGGGUCGUCCAGUGGUUCACAGGGUAGUAAAAACCAGCAAGACCACGGUGGUCAAAUCCUUCUCUCAAAAAUUCAUUCCCGUUAAAUUCCAGGAAGUUGAAGAAGGGCGCGACUAUGAGUUCACCCCAAAAUACUCAAAGGCUACUGCUUGGCUGGCAGCCUCGGGGGGGUUUGUUCGCCACGUAGUAGAUGCCCAUCUUACUGCAGUGGUUUACCAUAAUCGCACAAACCAUCCAGUGAAGAUCGAGAAAAAUAUCAAGAUAGGAGUAUUGGAUGAUUUCCAGCCGACUAGUUUUCACGCGCGUUUGGAUCCGGAAGUCAACGAAGGAUUUAUCAACUGCGCCGAAGAUGGCGAAUGGGAUGAAGAAACCGGCGACUUCGCGGGCAAAGGGGCUGUACUUCCAACAACUCCAGCUACACCUAUAUCGGGGAACACAUUCUUGAAGCAGGUUCUUCAUACAAAAACGACUGAACGCAAGUCUAAGUAUGGGUUGGAAUCAAUCAACUUCAACGAAAAUGACAGAAUCAGUCCUUCCGAGCUGGCGGUGCUAAAAAACCUCGCGAACAAGUACCAAGGAGUUUUCCAAGAUAGAGGGUCUGUAGUGGAUGAGCCGAAGGAGGACUGGAUGGUAAUAAAGCUCAAGCCAGAUGCAAAGCUGGACUCUAGAGGUCCUUACAGGGUCUCUGAUAAGGACAAGGAGGUGAUCGACCAAACCUUUGAUAGGAUGCACGGUGAAGGAAAAAUGGAUUGGGGAAUUGGAGGACCAGUCGGAUGGCCGGUGUUUGUCGUUUGGAGUAAAGGAUCCGGAAGGGUAGUGGUAGAUAUCAGGGGCCUUAACCAAAGUUCUUGGAGUGAUUCAUACCCUUUACCGAGGCAAGAAGACAUUAUUGCCUGCGCCCGCGGAAUGGACUGGAUCACGACCCUUGACUUGGGACAGGAGGUUUUUACUGUUACGCCCAUGGGAUAUAAAAACUCACCAGCGCAUAUGCAACGGUAUAUGGAACGUCUUCUGAGGUCACAUAAGGAAUACGCUAGAUGCUUUAUCGAUGACAUCACAAUUUUUAGUGAGACCUUCGAACUCCAUGUGGAGCAUGUCGAUAGAAUCUUAAGAGUACUCGACAAAGCACUUAUCUACCUCACUGCCUCGAAAUGUUUUAUCGGGUUCCAUGGAGCAAGAGUUCUGGGGAGAUUUGUUGAUAGAUUCGGGCUCUCCACUAUCGAAGAAAAAACCCUAGCUAUCAGGCAGAUGAAAUUUCCUGAGAGCCUUAGUGCUUUGGAAACGUUCAUUGGCAUGGUCGGAUAUUACCAGCCGCACAUUCCCUAUUAUGCAGCUCUGGUUAGUCCGCUUGAAGACCUUAAGACCUCACUGUUGAAACCAGCACCCAAAGGGGGCAAAGAAAGGAAACGCUACGUCAAUUCAACGAAACAGAUAAUACCUACGAAAUCCCAAGCAGAAUCCUUUCGACUCCUGCAGGAAGCUCUGUCAGGGAAAGCCACCCUGGCACAUUUCGACAGAAGUGUCCCGUUGUUCGUUAACAUCGAUGCCUCUAAGGAAUGGGGUUAUGGGGUAUCGGUGAGCCAACUACCUAUCUACAGUAUGGGGAAAUUAUCCAUCGAGGACAUAAUGAGCUGCAACCAUGAUAGAGUGCAAGAAAGACCUAUUUGCUACAUUUCCAAAAAAAUCAAUAGCCAUGAGAAGAAUUACUGGCCCACUGAGCUGGAAGUAGCUUGCCUUGUUUGGGCCGUAAGGAAGAUUAGGCAUUUAGUGGAGGAAGCAGUGGUUACGAUUAUCUUUACGGAUCACAAUGCCACGGUCGAUAUCGUUAAACAAACCAACCUCACCCAUGUCACUGCCCAGAAACAGAACCUACGACUUGUUAGAGCAUCUUUAUUUUUGUCUCAAUUUGACAAAAUUAAUACACGACACGUUCCUGGUAGGCAGAACAUCGCGGCAGACGCACUCUCAAGACUCCAAUCUGCGUGCAGGGAAGACGCCCUCGGUGAAGACGUGUAUGAAGCUCUACAAGCAGAGGCCGUGAUGGUCAGAAUCUCAGAUGACUUAAUCGACAAAUUUCAGGAAGGAUAUCAGUCCGACCCCUUUUUUAGAGUCAAGUUCAACAACCUGAAGAGAAAAUUCUUUGCAGCAGGAGAUCAAGCAAGGUCGCACGAGUAUCAGAAUUUGGUACUAGAGGACGCCGAGGAUAGUACCUUCAUUACGGGAACCGAAGAAAGACCCAGGAAUGCUACAGAUAAAAGGUUUCUGCUCUAUUUGAAGGAUAACGGAGGUGUGCUUCGCCUAUGCAUUCCCAGGAACCUCCACGGGAGCUAUCUUCAAAUGGCCCAUGACAGACAUAAUCAUGCGGGCGUGGAGCGCACAUACAACAGGCUCCGGCAGAACUAUUUUAUCAGAAAUAUGUCAAAAAUUAUUAAGGAAUACGUCGAGCACUGCCCCUCCUGCAUAACGAAUAAUACAAACAGGCAUAAACCAUAUGGGACAUUACAUCCAGUAUCAUCGCCAUCACACCCGUGGGAAUUGGUAACAAUGGAUUUUGUAGUCGCCUUGCCGCCUUCAUCCCCGACAUUGCACAUUUGGAAGGACUGUCUUCCGCCCUUGCCUCUAUACGAUGCAAUUCUGACUAUCACAGACAAGUUUACCAAAUCUAUCAGAUUGCUGGCAGGGAAAACAUCUUGGGGUGCCAAAGACUGGGCCGAAGCGUAUUUUGAUUACAUAUACCCGGUCAUGGGAGUACCAGGGGGUAUCAUCAGCGAUAGGGGCUCAAUAUUCCUUUCAGCCUUUUGGACCACACUCUUUGGUUUGAUGAAUACGAAUUGCAUCGCGACCACGGCAUACAAUCCUCAGGCUGAUGGACAGAGCGAAAGAACGAACCAGACAAUGGAAAUAGCGUUGCGCCACCUGGUCAAUAGAAGACAGGACAAUUGGGUGGAUUUUCUGGGUCAAGUUCAAAUCGAGCAUAAUAAUGCGAUAAAUGCAUCUACAGGGAAAUCCCCGAACGAGCUCUUGCUUUUGGCAAUCCCGAACACUAUAAUCGACCUGACAGCCCCAAAAAGGCUUGAGGUCUCAAGAGCAAUUGGAGGUGAGAAACUGGGAGUCUCAAUGAACGCAAACCUGAGAAUGAUGCGUGACGAAGCCCUUGAUGCACUAUCCUUUGCAGAGUUUGCAAUGGCAGUACAAUUCGACCGCCAGGAUCAACAGGUUGAUUUCAGAGUAGGGGACAUGGUGUAUAUCAACUUUGCAAGGAAAAUGGAAAAAGGAUACACAGUUGCAGGUGUCCUUUCUCCAAAACUGGGACCCCAAAGAGCGGGACCUUUCCCAAUUCUUGAAAUGAUAGGGAAAAAUGCAUGCAGAUUGGGCGACAUUCCCACAAGCUGGAAAAUCUGGCCAGUUAUCUCAGUGGUUAACCUGGAGAAGGCCCCAUUAGGGACCGAUCCUUACCAGAGACGCAGCGAACUUCCACCGGAUAUCGUGGGGAUUGAAAAGCCUGUGGAAAUCAUUCUAGACACACGGAUUAGCAAAGGACGGAGGCAAUAUUUGAUUAAAUGGAAAGAUGCACCAGUUGAGCAAGCUACGUGGAUGAAUGAGGAUAAACUUGAAUAUGUGGAGGACUUAGUUAUGGAGUUCAACAGAACCCAUUUGAAUGCUGGGAAAAAGAGAAAGACAUAG